ACACAUUUAUUGAGAUGAAUUUUAAGAAAUUCCGUGCUAAACAACGGUGUGUUUUACUGUAGGUUAUGAUGGUCCACAGCCGCAUAAGAAUGUGAAGUGGACAAUCUUCUUUGAGCUUUUGUCAACAAUGUGCUGAAUUACUGCCCCACACGGCUCACAGUACCCAUUUCUGACAAGACGUUACACCAUGAGUAAGGUGGUGCUUCUGGCUCUCCUCGCUCUUCUGCAACAAGGGGGCGCAGCAAAUAUCAAGAACCUCCCUGAGAUAGUCCACCAUGAGACGGCAGGAGGAGGCAGUGAAGUCACGGGACAGAUUACACUGCACUGUCCGGCUCAGCCAGCUCCGUCCUGUCCGGCUCUAGAUCAUCUCCUGCUGUUCCUCAGUACACAAGACAGCCUGGAGGGGCAGAUUGAACAGCUGAAGAACAGGACAGACAGCCUUGAUAGACAGCUGCAGCAACUAGCACCGCAAGACCUGGCUGAAUUUCAGGCCACCAUUGAGGCUCUUCAGGCGACAGUCAGCAGCCAGGACAGCAUCAUCCAGCAGCAGGCUGCAGCUUUACAGCAGCUGCAGGAAACUCUGCAGCAACUAGAGGCCACCAAUCAACAACAAGCCAGCAUGUUGCAGCAACUAGAGACCACCAAUCAGCAACAAGCCACCACGAUCCAACAGCACACCAACAGCUUGCAGCAACUAGAGGCCACCAAUCAGCAACAAGCCAGCAACUUGCAACAAUUAGAGGCCACCAAUCAGCAACAAGCCAGCAGCCUACAGCAACUAGAGGCCACCAAUCAGCAACACGCCAUCAGCUUGCAGCAGCUAGAUGCCACCAAUCAGCAACAAGUAAGCAGCUUGCAGCAGCUAGAGGUCACCAAUCAGCAACAAGCCAAAAGCUUGCAGCAACUAGAGACCACCAAUCAGCAACAAGGCAGCAACUUGCAGCAACUGAACACCACUAUCCAGCAACAGGGCACUGCCUUACUGCAACAGGAAGAAACCCUGCAACAACAGGAAGAAACCCUGCAACAACAGGCCAACGCUAUCCACCAACAAGCAACAACUUUACAACAAUGCACCACAAACCUGCAGCAGCUGGAAGACAAGGUAGCUGGUCCCCAGUCCUGCAAUGAACUUCUCAACAGCGGCCACAACACGAGCGGGGUCUACACCCUUUAUCCAGUCGGAGAAGUCACAAGCCCCAUUCAUGUCUACUGUGACAUGGACGCUGACGGGGGAGGAUGGACGGUGAUCCAGAGGCGAAAGGACGGCUCGGUAGAUUUCUACCUGGACUGGCAGAACUACAAGACGGGGUUUGGGGACCUGGGAGGAGAAUUCUGGCUUGGCAACGACAACCUGCACCACCUGACGGCACAGGGAGGGUACGAGCUGAGGGUGGACCUGGAAGACUUCGAGGGAAACUCGACCUAUGCCAAAUACAGCAACUUUAGUGUGGAGGACGAAGGGCACCUGUACAGGCUAACUGUGGAGGGAUACUCAGGAACUGCAGGAAACAGUAUGGCCCGGCAUUCGUCCAUGUGCUUCUCAACCAAGGAUAAGGAAAAUGAUAUUCGCGAAAGUUUCGACUGUGCCCAGGCAUACAAGGGAGGCUGGUGGUACUCCAACUGUCAUACUGCUAACCUGAAUGGUCUGUACCAUGGCGGGGAUCAUCAGUCUUAUGCAGAUGGGGUGAACUGGAAAUCAUGGAAGGGUUAUCACUACUCUCUUAAACACACUGAGAUGAAGAUCAGGCCUCGCUAGAUUCGCACUGUAUAAAGGCAAAUAGUCAAACU
Molecule: messenger RNA, 1791 nt
Organism: Branchiostoma floridae (Florida lancelet)
Lineage: Eukaryota; Metazoa; Chordata; Leptocardii; Amphioxiformes; Branchiostomatidae
Product: fibrinogen C domain-containing protein 1-like
Exons: 6
Coding region: 188-1759 (523 amino acids)
Source: RefSeq, a predicted model, not a curated record